Messenger RNA from Symbiodinium sp. CCMP2592, 762 nucleotides. NCBI's taxonomy places the organism in Eukaryota, Dinophyceae, Suessiales, Symbiodiniaceae. The record is from the annotation of a GenBank genome assembly.
AUGGUCCGUGGGCCGUUAAUCGCCGCUUUCUUCCGCGACACCAACGCCCAGAUCUGUUCACUGCCAUCUGCUCCUGGUGGUCAUGCGUCACCUCACAUGCACGACAUUCCUGGAGAAGGCGUUUCUCCAAGCGCAAGUGGGCCGAUCGACGCAAGUCACUCUGCGGUUGCGAGGGAGGGCUUGCUCGAGGAGGAAAGCCAUGAGCCCGUGCAGGACAUCGAGGUUCAUGUGACUUUGUUCUCCAGCAAGUCCGUUUGCGUCUGGGCCAGCGCAGACGACACUGUGAACAAGCUGCGCCUGAAGGCCCAGAAAGAGCUACUGGUUGGUCUCGCUGGGUUGGUCGCGCCGAACGGGGAGCUGCUGAGAGGCCUCGACACGCUCAGGCAGUCGAACCUUCGGAGUGGUGACAUGGUGUACGCCACCGUUCGCCCGGCGACUUUGGCCUCGACGAGGCAGUCGAUGGCCUUCGCCCUGAUGCGCAGCGACGGAUCCGUGGUGACCUGGGGCCCAGGGGACCGCGGCGGAGAUAGCAGCGCGGUGCAAGAUCGACUCAGGGACGUCGAGCAAAUCGUGGCCACCGGCGUGUCCUUCGCGGCCAUCCGCAGCGACAGACGCGUCGUGACCUGGGGCGCGCCCACGAUGGGUGGGGACUCCUCAAAGGUUUCACAGCAGCUGGAGGACGUUGUCGCCGUCCGUGGAACAGUGCAUGCCUUUGCUGCCAUCACCGGCAGCGGGGAUGUCAUCACAUGGGGUCACAUAAAG